CGAGACUUCGCACAAAAUGGCAGGAAGUCGGGUUGAAAAGUUCUCUUCUAUUUUUUCAAGACUUCGAGGUCUCUUACAAUCAGGUGCCCUGUCUGAGUCAGAGAAACCAAUAUGGCAUGAUAUAUAUCAAGCCUUUCCACCCAAAGUAGAGCCAAGAAUGGACCGAAAAGUUCCACAGAUUGGAGUGCCAUCUAUCCUUUACAGAGAGGAUACAGUAAGAGCGAAAUUCUACAAUGAGUUUGGUAAUCCUGAUGUCAUUGAUAUGACAAACCACAAUGAAAAAUCUGCAAGUCAAAGGUUUAUAGAUCACUACUACAUUCUUCAAAAGAAUGGUAUCCCUGAGGAAGACCUCUUUGAAAGAGCAAGACUAGAAGUAAAUAAUGAAGGCUUUGUACUCAAAACAAUGGAGCAGAAAAUACAGGAGAAAGAAGCUUCUUUACAGGCAGAAUCUGAGAAAAAACAGCAUGAAGUUAAUCUCUCAACGUUAGCAAGUGACUUACUGAAUAGAACUGAGGAAACCACUGAUGGUGGUGAUUACAUUAUAGAAAAUGACUCAAAUGAUAGGACAACCUAGUGGCUGAAUGAAUUAGGUUCAAGUUUAUCAUUAUAAAGUCCAUCUUGGAGAUAUUAUUAGGAAGAGAAUGGUGCUGUUAUGACCAUAGCAAAUGUCAUGGAUUAAUUGUAUGUAACUAAACUCCAGAUUUGAAAGGGAUAAAGGAGAGUAUCUGGAGGUUGGCCUAUUUUGAUAUGUGUGAAAGAAGUGGAGUUACUGCAUGUACAGAUCUCAGGAAGCUACUGAACAGUGAACAUCCAAAUAUUAGGACUUCAUACUAGCACACACAUGAUUGGAGGAACUGAUCAAUCAGAGAAUAUCCCCAGCAUGCAACUUUCCUGACCAAAACUUAGGAUUGGACGAUAGCGGAUUAUAAAGUUAUUUUGAAUCAACAAACGUGUGAUAUAGAAUGUGUCAUUAUUAGACACACUAAUUUUGACAUGGCAAUCUUGGAUUAAGAGAGAUACAUGUUAUGUUCAUAAACAUCAUAAUAUUUUUAUUUUAUAUGUGGGAGUC
This is a messenger RNA of Owenia fusiformis, 1069 nucleotides long. Lineage: Eukaryota; Metazoa; Annelida; Polychaeta; Sabellida; Oweniidae. The record is from the annotation of a GenBank genome assembly.